Molecule: messenger RNA, 2255 nt
Organism: Exophiala viscosa
Lineage: Eukaryota; Fungi; Ascomycota; Eurotiomycetes; Chaetothyriales; Herpotrichiellaceae
Product: ferric-chelate reductase
Exons: 2
Coding region: 216-2141 (641 amino acids)
Biological process (GO): copper ion import; intracellular iron ion homeostasis; iron ion transport
Cellular component (GO): plasma membrane
Molecular function (GO): ferric-chelate reductase activity
Source: RefSeq, a predicted model, not a curated record
CUGGAUCCCUUGUUGGCUUGGAUGUCCUUCGUCCAUCGCACGUUGAGCCAGUCCAUGUGGUGGUCAACUGCGCCCGCACGCUCACGCUGACGAGGAUGCCGAAUGCGAACGCGCAGUGCAAUGCCUUACACUGCAUAAGCACGACCUCAUAGACAUGCUCAUGUCCUUCUGUCAUCAUCAUCAGUAAGGAGAGAUUUCCAGAUCAAUUCGCCAGAAUGGACAUGUCAGGAAUGUCCAGCAUGGGUGGCAUGGACAUGUCCAGUGCGGGCAUGUUCACCCCAACCAACAAACACAUCGCCCAUGUAUACUGGUACCUUGUUGUCGCGGUCGUCGGUCUACUGGUCGCUCGCAGAGUAAUGGACAACAUCAGAGUGCUUGUCUUCAAGCGACAAAGUCAACAGAACCCGAAUAUCAUACCUUUUCGACCCGACAACGCCCUUGCCCAAUCCUACGACACCCUCAUCGCGACCUGCAGAGAACUAUCCUAUCCUCAACUAUGGACGUUUACGGGGAAGUUCAGCAGAUACUUCACUCCGCCUUCGCUCGGAAAAUGUCUCUUUCUUCUGGCAUACUGGCUCGUCAUCCUGACGAUGCUAUGGUCCAAUACAAUACUCACACCAUCCUCCUCGAACUACGCUUAUAGAUGGGAGAUCGUCGGAUUCCGCGCAGCCUGGGUUUCGGUCACGCAAUUACCAUUGAUAUACGUCCUGUCGGGCAAGUUCAAUCUUAUUGGAAUACUGACAGGGGUCUCGUACGAAAGAUUGAAUUGGCUGCAUAGAUGGGUUGCCCGGACGAUAUUUCUCACGGUGAUUGUCCAUUGGUCGUUUUUCUUCCGUGAAUGGGAUAUCGCGCACUUUGUCACCCUGGAAAUGGAGUGGAUGCCCAUGGUCAAGUACGGUUUCGGCGCGUGGGCAAUAAUCGGAUGGAUGGUCAUCACUGGAUUUGGGUUCUUUCGCAAUCUCAGCUAUGAGUUGUGGUUCUUGCAACAUCUGGCUGCGGCGCUUGUGUUGCUUUGGCUGGUUCAUGUACAUGUUCCAUCCUAUGCUGCGUAUAACGUCUGGUUUGCGAUUGGGGUGGUUGUCGUCGAUCGGGUCCUGAGGACGUUGAGGACGAUAUACUUGAACCUUCUUCCUGCGUUCAAACGGAGAGCAACAUUGGGACAGUCGAAGAAGCCGACUGUUGGCUACGUGGCCGAUGUCAAGGCUCUGUCUUCCGAUCAUCUUCACGUUACGAUUCGCGAUGUCAACUUCAAGUGGAAGCCGGGUCAUCAUGUGUACUUGUCGAUACCGCGCGCGGGACUGUUCGAAGCUCAUCCGUUCACUAUUGCGAAUGUGCCCAAGACUGUUACAGGGAACGAGAGCUCCGACAAGAUCGACCUCUACAUCCGAGUACAUUCGGGAUUCACUCGACGUCUACAUCGGCGCUGCCAGAGUCUACAAGCUACAAGCUCGUUUCUGUCUUUCAUCAGCGGCCCAUGGGGCGCACCACCGUCGAUCGAUCGGCACGAAUCAUUGAUCUUCAUGGCUACAGGGAACGGUGCGUCCUUCACCGUGCCGCUCUUCCUACAUGCAUUGUUGACAGGACAUCACCUUCGACAAAUCCGCUUCGUGUGGACUAUGCGCCAGGCUGAACAGCUUGGUUGGUUCAAGGACCAAUUACUCUCUGCAUGGAGGGAAGCUCAGAAACGGAAUGUCGCGAUUUCGAUAUGCAUAUACGUCACGAAGGACGGCACGGGGGUGGCGUCGACCACGAGCAGAAAUGCUCUUCUGGAAGACUCGAACGUGCGGUCCAACAAUGAAAGGUUCGAGGCUGAGACGCAGAUGACGACCUCAAUGGCCCAUCCUGCGGGCGAGAAAGGGGGAGACGAGGCUGUGGUUCAGAGAUCGCUGCGGUCGUCAUCUUCCUCUGCAUCUGUCGACGAACGUGAUUUACAGAUAAGUUACGGCCGGCCAGAUUUUGAUGCAUUGGUUCGACCUGUGGUUGAAGCUGCAUGGGGAGAGACUGGGAUCUUUGCUUGUGGAGGGAACCAGUUCAUGGGUUCUGUACGAAAUUAUGUGGCACGACUGUCCGAUGAACGAGCGGUGCAUAAGGGCACUGGUGCUCAGGGAAUAUAUUUGUUUUGUGAAACUUAUGGGUCUUGAGCUUUUGGCAUACAAUAGUGAGAAGUUUUUGCAAGCCUUUCCAUCGGAGCUUGGACUCUGCGAUCGUAUACGUCUUUUGCCUAGCUUUAAGAAUGGUAGUGCUCAAGGUGUAUU